UAGCGCUGUGGUAGCAUGUUGUGAUGGAGCGCUAUUCGUCGUAGGCUAAAUGGUGACGCGAUAGCAUUGCAAACCUUGUUAAGUUACAGUUUUAGCUAAGGUAGGAAGCUGCACGGAUGUGACAUUACCGGUAUCAUAAGUGGUGGUUUUGGGAAAUGUUUUAUAUUGUUACCGACGCUUUCCACCAUCAGCAAUAGGGUCGAAUCGGGUUAGCGAAUGCUAACCUCAAUAUAUGGCUUUAUUGUACCUGUGUGUCUUGCAAGAUGCCGUACGCGCUCGACAUGGUUGGUGGCUAACAAACAAUCGUGUGCCGACGUUUAGCAUAGCCGCCUACUCGUUCGAGAGUCGUCAUUGCUUUAGACCGGCGUCUGCCUGCACUUAAAACGUUUGUUUUGAUGGCUAACAAGAGCUAACGGUAGCAAACUCUAGUACUAGCUAGGUCUAAGGCCUUUUUUUCUUAGUGUUGUCAGCCCUCUCUGUGAAGUAGACUCACCAUUAUCCGCAGUUCAUCGGGCUGCAGGGGAAAUUGGGAGAUUUUUCUGACCGUAUUAAAGAGUUGGUGAAAAGAGUUAAGACUGUGCUAAAUCUGUCGUGAAGCAUGGCAGAUAAAAAAGGAAAACCUGUCAGUGCGAUGAAAACAUUGACAAAGAAGGAACAAGAAGAACUCAAGAAAAAAGAGCAAGAAAAAGCAGCCGAGGUUUUUGAAGAAUUCUUGGCAUCAUUUGAGAGUAGUGACAAAAGUGGGGUGAAAACCUUUGUUCGCGGUGGAAUAGUGAACGCGACUAAAGAGGAGGAAGCAGCAGAAGUCAAAAAGAGUAAGCUUUAUCGACCCUCCACAAAGUUUACUACCCCUGUAUCCCAGCCUCAUGUUUCACCAGUACAGUCUCCUGAAAUCAAAAAACCUACAUUUAAAAGAAAGACCGAAGAAAAGAAGAAAAGUAACCUUGAACUCUUCAAAGAAGAGCUUAAACUAAUACAAGAAGAGCGUGAAGAAAGGUACAAAAGAAAAAAAAAUGACCCUGAAGGAGUGGGAUACGGAGAUGGGGACACACCAUCGAGACGAUCAACUUUUUACGAUGACCUAGCAGUGCCAACUACUACUAAUCUCUACAUUAGCUGUAUUAGCCCAAAGAUGAAUGAGGAUAUGCUCUGCAAAGAGUUUGGUAAGUACGGUCCACUUGCCAGUGUGAAGAUUAUGUGGCCCCGGACGGAUGAGGAGCGCUCCAGGACCACAAACAGAGCCUUUGUUGCAUUUAUGACAAGAAAAGAUGCAGAGAGAGCCUUGGCUGCACUAGAUGGUAAAACUGUAAUGGGGUUUGAAAUGAAGCUGGGAUGGGGGAAACCAGCUCGCAUUCCACCUCAGCCCCUCUACACACCAGUAGGUGUCAGGGCCUUACCGCCACCCCCAUCGGGCCUGCCUUUCAAUGCUCAGCCAAGGGACCGCCUCCGCAAUGACUUCACCAGGCCUUUGAACAGGUCCAAGGGGGAGUUUGACAAGAGUCUGUCCGAAGCCAUAGUCAAAGUGGUUAUCCCAACCGAAAGGAAUCUAUUAGUCCUUAUUCACAGGAUGAUAGAGUUUGUGGUGCGUGAAGGACCCAUGUUUGAAGCCAUAAUUAUGAGCAAAGAGAAGAAUAACCCAGAUUUCAGGUUCCUCUUUGAAAACAAAAGCCAAGAUCACGUUUACUACCGCUGGAAACUCUACUCUAUCCUACAGGGAGAGUCCCCCACUGAGUGGAGGACCAGUGACUUCCGCAUGUUCCGAGGAGGCUCAAUAUGGAGGCCGCCUAUCCUCAACCCUUACCUCCAGAAGGAAGGUAAGGGAGCAGAGGAGGAUGUGGCUGCUGCUUCCCAAGAGGACGAGGAGGUGAAGAAAGGGCAGCUCAAAGCUGAAUGCAGACAGAGACUGGAGACACUGCUAAGAGAGCUUACUCCACGAAGAGAGGACAUCGCUGAUGCCAUGCUGUUCUGUCUCGGAAGGGCAGAAGCAGCAGAAGAAGUGGUGGGACACGUCACUGAAUCCUUCUCUCUGCUUCAGACACCACUACAGAAGAAGAUUGCCAGGUUAUAUCUUGUGUCAGACAUUUUACACAACUCUUGUGCCAAAGUAGCUGGUGCAUCCUAUUACCGGAAAUACUUUGAAACAAAACUGUCCCAAAUAUUUGGAGACCUCAAUGCAGCCCACAGAAACAUACAAGCCAGGUUGCAGGCUGAACAAUUUAAGCAAAAGGUAAUGAGCUGUUUCAGGGCAUGGGAAGACUGGGCCAUAUACCCAGAGCCCUAUCUAAUUCAACUGCAGAAUAUCUUCCUGGGCUUUGUCAAAGCAGGAGAGGAGUUAAUAGAAAAGGCUGAGGAGACGUCCUCAGAUUUGGAUGGUGCUCCGCUGGACGGGACACCUUUAGAUGGUGCACUAAUGGAUAGAGCUUCCCUGGAUGACCUAGAUGGCUGCCCAAUGGGCUGGGACCCUCUGGAUGGAGUGCCUGUUGACGACAUUGACGGUGUUCCAUUGGGAGCUGCUAUGGAUGACAUUGAUGGAAUGCCUUUGGAUGAUGGCAACAGUCCUCUUUCCAGAGUGGCUUUGUCUAAAUGGGAGCAGAUGGGUGACAAUGAGGCAUUUUCCCAAGCCAAGACUGAGUCUAAAUGGGAUGCCGUACAAGAACAAGACAGCGAUGACGACAUGAAUGUAGGUUCUAACCAUCAGGACGGAGGCGGGAACUCUGAGAGUGACAGCAGCGAUGACUCCUGCAGUUUGUCCAGAUACGAGGGUGCAGACUUUGAAAGCACCCUCAAGCGUUUUCAGACGUCUGAGAGCAAGAAGAAAAGGCUGAGAGAACAGGAGGAGGUCAAAAAGGAUGGCGAGAUAAGGAGUGAAAGAUCUACAUCAAAGUCAAAAGACGGAUCAAAGGACGAGAGGAGGGACAAAGAGAGGAGCAAAAGGAGUGAAGAUAAGGACAGAAGAAGGGGACGAAGCAGAGACUCGGAUGAGCAGACCCAGAAAUGCAAAAGCAUCUCUCCAAGACCAAGGUCUCCCAAACGGUCCAAGCGCUCCAGAUCCAAAUCAUCAGACAAGAAGGUACGGAGGUCCAGGUCCAGAUCCAGGUCACCACAUCGCUCCCACAAGAAGUCAAAGAAGAACAAACGCUAACCACAGACCUUCAACCUUGCCUUUCACCUUUGCCCCGAUUUAGUCCGUCAGCAUCCAGGGAUUUCUGAUUCAAUGCUUAAUGUACCAGUGUGCAAAACACACUACUCUAUCCCACCAAUAUCUCUGAUGCGUUCUUCAGACCAACUGACGACUCUUCCCUUCCGUACUUUUGCCCUGACUUCUCCAGGCAAGAUUCAGCACAUUUUUAUAUGAAGUUCGAACACUGUAAUUAAUUUUGUUUUAUUGUUUGUUUCUAAAAUGGGGACUAAUUAGAAUGUCGCUGCCAGACUGUGACACUUAAUAAAUCACUCCUGGUGAUGC
Messenger RNA from Lampris incognitus (smalleye Pacific opah), 3463 nucleotides. RefSeq lists its product as uncharacterized. Bases 599 to 3142 code for a protein of 847 amino acids. The record is from RefSeq and is a predicted model, not a curated record. NCBI's taxonomy places the organism in Eukaryota, Metazoa, Chordata, Actinopteri, Lampriformes, Lampridae. The transcript is spliced from 23 exons. Gene Ontology annotation, molecular function: RNA binding. Gene Ontology annotation, cellular component: nucleus. Gene Ontology annotation, biological process: RNA processing.